Tribolium madens (black flour beetle) is the source of this 711-nucleotide messenger RNA. RefSeq names its product mpv17-like protein 2. Lineage: Eukaryota; Metazoa; Arthropoda; Insecta; Coleoptera; Tenebrionidae. The transcript has a single exon. Gene Ontology annotation, biological process: mitochondrial ribosome assembly. Gene Ontology annotation, cellular component: cytoplasm; membrane. The record is from RefSeq and is a predicted model, not a curated record. Bases 58 to 657 code for a protein of 199 amino acids.
AUUGAAAACCCAACACGUGUGUGCGGCAAAUUUACAUUCCUAACCUUAAAAUUUGAAAUGAGUACAUGUUUCAACUUAAUAAAAAUUGUGAAAACAAGACUCAUUCCCAAGUGUAACAGCUUUAUUAGUACGAGUUUUAGCGACAAAUACCUGCUAUACACAAAUGUUGCUCUGUCGGGAACAUUAUCUGGCUUGGGAGACAUUCUUGAACAGAAUUACGAAAUGCUAACAGACGAUUUGGAAAAUUGGAAUAAAACAAGAACUCGGAACAUGUCAGUAUGUGGAAUUUCAAUUGGAGUUAUUUGUCAUUACUGGUACAAUUACCUAGAUCGUAAAUUACCAGGUUAUACUAUAGGAACUGUGUGUAAGAAGAUCAUUAUUGAUCAAAUCGUCUGCUCUCCUGUGUGCAUUACAACACUAUUUGUAACUUGUGCAAUUUUGGAACGCAAGUCGACAAAAGAAUUGGUCAAAGAAAUCAAGGAAAAAGCGUGGAUUUUAUAUGCGGCAGAAUGGGCAGUCUGGCCCGCUGCUCAGUUUAUAAACUUUUAUUUCUUACCAACUAGGUUUAGAGUGUUGUAUGACAAUACCAUUUCAGUAGGAUAUGAUGUGUAUACUUCUUAUGUAAAACAUAAAAAAUCAGACAACGAAAACAGUUGACCUGUGUAAAAUUAGGCAAUAAAAUUUUAGAAUAAAUAGGUUUACCUCGGUGCA